This is a messenger RNA of Gymnodraco acuticeps, 7842 nucleotides long. Its product is annotated as polycomb group RING finger protein 3. The transcript has 10 exons. The record is from RefSeq and is a predicted model, not a curated record. Gene Ontology annotation, biological process: regulation of transcription by RNA polymerase II. Gene Ontology annotation, cellular component: PRC1 complex. Bases 253 to 1002 code for a protein of 249 amino acids. Lineage: Eukaryota; Metazoa; Chordata; Actinopteri; Perciformes; Bathydraconidae.
UGGACAAGAGGACUUGGAACUCCCUCGUGUCUAAACUACAUGCUGGCAGUGUGAAUGAAAGCGUCUCUUUGCAGCCAGAACACAGAGGAGAGUAGGAAGCAGCGCUCAGAGCCGAGGAGGACGCAUUAAAUCAGCGCACAUUAAUAUCCUGGGGUCAGGCUCCAAUGAGAGUCUCUCCAUGAUGAGGAGCUAACACUGUCGGCCGCACAACCGCAGGAAGAGCCGGGCCGCUGCACCCCCCCCAGCCGACGCAUGGCGGUGUUAGGGAACCCCGACAUGCUGACGAGGAAGAUAAAGCUGUGUCACAUCAACGCCCACAUCACAUGUCGUCUGUGUGAUGGAUACCUGAUCGACGCCACCACCGUCACCGAGUGCUUACACACCUUCUGCAGAAGCUGCCUAGUGAAGUAUCUGGAGGAAAACAACACGUGCCCCACGUGUAGGAUUGUUAUUCAUCAGAGCCAUCCACUGCAGUACAUCGGCCAUGACAGAACAAUGCAAGACAUUGUCUACAAAUUGGUACCGGGACUUCAAGAGGCGGAGAUAAAGAAGCAGCGGGACUUUUAUCAUAAGUUGGGGAUGGAGGUGCCGGGAGACAUUAAAGGAGAUCAUUGCCACAUGAAGACGCAUCUAGAUCAACGCAACGGCGACACAAAAACAGAGGACGCGGUCCAUAAGGAGCCGGGAGAGGAGAAACCAGAGGAGGAGAACGACUAUCACCGGAGCGACGAGCAGGUCAGCAUCUGCUUGGAGUGCAACAGUAGCAAGCUGCGAGGUCUGAAGAGGAAGUGGAUCCGCUGCUCGGCACAGGCGACCGUCCUGCACCUCAAGAAGUUCAUUGCCAAAAAGCUCAACCUGACAUCGUUUAAUGAGCUGGACAUUUUAUGCAACGAGGAAAUUUUGGGAAAGGACCACACUUUGAAAUUUGUUGUUGUGACAAGAUGGAGAUUUAAGAAAUCCCCCCUCCUGCUCCAUUACAGACCCAAGAUGGAUCUGCUGUAGCCAACACGGACACAACGGUUGUUUUUCUUUUUUAUCCUGGUGGCCGCGGACUGUGCCGAAAUCCUUUUUAAUUUAUGCAAAGACGAUCAUCCAACACCAAGCAAACACCCGACGGUAAAAGUCAACACGAGCCAGCUGAUCGGGAUUUAAAGGGCGAGGGGGGGGGAGCGACAACAAAACAAACUGGCAACCUCCAGCACAGAUACUGCAACACUGGUGUGUUUUUUAGGAACUAAAACAACCUGUUUUUUGUCCGCUACAUCCUAGAUAUGUGAACAAAACGAAAAAAUGGAGAGUAAAGCAUAUAUUUAUACUUUUGUACAGAAGAGACACAUGGAACCAAGACACUACUGGUGCUCUGUUUACACGCAAACACGAUGUCGGGAAUCACCGUCUUUUUUGAGCUUCAUGCCGAUUUCAUCCUCCUGAGACUGAGACGGGAGGAGGACGGGUCUUUUUUUAUAUAAAAAGGUGUUUCUUUCUUCAACAAUACACUCGACACGUCUUGGGAGCACAGAAAGUUUAUGGAGAAAGUUAUAUACCGGGCUGUUUCACGUAAAUUGUCUCUGAUUUUUUAUUUUUUAUUUUUCUCAGUUCGUCGGCUUUGUCUAAUUUUGCUAUUGGGUUCUUGAUGAUUGUCAAUUGUGAAUAGGCUUAAAAAAAUUGUGUAGUAAUUUAUGUUCUAUAUACCAAUAUUGUACAUAAAAUGUCAUUACAGAGAAAGAGAGAGACUGAAGAGAGUAAGAGAGACUUUAGACUGUUAGAAGAAAAGAGAGUGGAUCCCAGAAGUGCUAUCUUACGGUGGCUAACACGUGCUAACGCGUGCUAACACGUGCUAACGCGCUCCAACACUUUUCCAUUAGUAGAAACGCGCUUUACUUUGAAAAACGAUGCAAAUAUAAAAACACAAAUGGGCCAAAACUCAUGUAAAUGAAGAAACACAUGGGCAGCGUUUACUAAAAGCUCAAAACACAACGGAAACCAGGGGAUUAUAACACUAGAAACUAACCUUAAAAUAAAAGUUUUAAUGGCUUAUUUUAACAAUGUGAUCACAUGAUAUCUUCUGUAAGCUAACAUAGCUAACCUACUAAUUUAAAUAAUAAUGAUAAAACCCUGACAGUUAUGAAACUCUGCCAACAGUCGUCCAGCUUUAUAAUCCCCAAACGUCACCUUGUGCUACGUUCCUAGCCGUGUGCGACACUUUUUAGUGUCCCCUAGUUUCCGUUGUGUUUUGAGCUUCUUGCAACGUUUUAGGUAAAUGCUGGUGUGGAUGUUUCUUCAUUAACAUUUGUGUUUUUAUACCUGCAUUGAUUUUGAAACUACUAAGCGUUUGUCCUAUGGAAAUGUUGUUGUAGCGUGAUUGCACCUGUCGGCCACCGUACUAUCUAUAUGUCGGGGGCGAUAAAUUAGGAUUUUUAAAGACAGACUCACUAUCAGUAUCAAAGUAUAUAGAAGCUUCUCUAUGUUGUCUGAGAAAGACAACACAAAUAUAUCAGAUCCUCUGCCAUGUGUGUAUGUUACAUUGAUCUCAUAGCAUUACAAGGACUUUAGGAAGAAAGCUUCCCCUCAUCUCGCCGGCCAUCCACGUCUUUUUUUUGGUUGUUUCAACGUCAUUAUCGACCAACACAGUCUUAACAAUAUCACUACAGAACACACUUUUGCUCAGAAAUGCCCGCAGGACAUAAAACAUGCAAUAUUCAGGCUGAACACGUUUCAAAAAGCAGUGUUUAAUAUCUGUUUCUGCAGUCUUACAGUGACACACCCACAUGUUUACAGCUUUUGUUUGAGGAGCUAGCAGCAGAUGUUGUUUGCCCUCUUUAAAAACAUUUCAUUCUGCCUCAUUUUCCCAAACUCUCUCAAAUCUCCAUUUCAUUUUGACUUGUAAUUUGCAUACCAGUCUCACUUGUCUUGAAACAGAGUAGAGCAUCUUAUCCCCAAUUUAAAUUUUGAUGUCAAAUAUGGACAUUUUCCCGCCCACAGGAAGUGAAUAGAUUGGUGCAGGGAUUAAUUAUCUCUGACCCAGGUUAGCAUCUUCCUGGUUCCCUCGACAACAAAUGUGAUAUUUCCAUUGGGUUUCGGAGGAAAUAAUCUCUGUGGCAACACACGUUUAUGAUGCUUACAUGUUUUGUUCAGCAGGAUAAUGUCCACUUAAUAAAUGUUGAAGUAGAAGGCUAACGUCGAUUUCACGUAGCCACCGCUAAGCUAAAGGCAGCUAAUGUUCGGCCUGACAACGUUUAUUUGUCUCAUUUAGACACACGCUGUUUAUAAAUUCACCAGUGGGGUAUUUUAUGUCGUGGAACAAAACGUAAAAGUCUCAACUUGUGUUUCCCACAGACCUUAUUUCUGAUUUCUAACAAACACAUCCAGAAAAACAGUCGAGUUUGAAGGUGACCGGAAGCUACUAUGCUAACUCAUUUCUGGGUUUUAGGACUCAUUCCUGCACACCUCUAUAAAGGUUUAGAAGUUGAGGGCACAUCGCGGUGGUCUGAAGUCUCACAGACGGUCCGGUUUGAUGAACAUGAGUAGAUCACUGACGUCACACGAGUUUAAGGAGUUUAUCUUUCAGUUUCUUCUCAAUGUCGGAGCUUCAGAUGUGCAAAGUUUCAGAACAUUUCUGAAAGUGAAGUGGAUAUUGUUUUGUUCGUCACAGAUUCAGUACAGAACUUGGAUUUUGUUUCUGCAGGAUAGCCAGUGUUCAAUAUUGUUGACUUCUCAACACAGACAUUUCCGAGUGUUUUCAAGAACUCGUGAUUUUCAGGUUUCACACAGGGAGGUUUUUUGAGCAUUUUGAUAUUGAAAUUUGAAUUACAAUGACUCCCGUUGGGUCAUUUGGUGCUUAUUGAUGUGUUUCUAAUCCUGAGGAGGACUGUUCCUCAGGAGCGUAACAAAUGUUCUGUCAAACUACAAAAAUGUCUUUACUCAAUAACUGAUAAACUGUCUUUAACACAACUGGAUCCCUGAACGCCGGACCUCAAGUAGUAUUACCUCACUGUCUGCAACUACACAACAUUUAUUACCUUUGCAUUGUUUCACUACAAGCCGUGUUGUCUGUGUUCAUGCAGGGUUCCUAUGCAUUGUUCGGCUCCAAAACGUCUGUAAAAAUCUAUUAAUUUCUAAUAACAAGUUGGGAAUGUCUGAUUCACGCUUUGGCUGAAAUCCUCCUAUCUUUCCCAGUAUUACGAUAGUUUAGUAUCGUGAACAAAGUUGGUUAUCUGAUCUACAAUUGUAAGUCUGUUAUAAUGGAACAUUUCAAUAUUAAGACAUGUAUAGGAACCCUGCCUCAUAAGGACCUUUGACGUGUGAAUUAUAAAGUCUACACUUCUGUAAACUCUACCAGCUCAACCUCCUCCAACAGUCUGUGAUCUCUGAACUUAUCCUUAUAAAUUAACCUUUGAUUUACCAAGGCCCUAAAUCCAGUACCAUAUGAAGAGUGUUCAUUAUUUUUGGUUUCUAUUUCACUACAUAAAAUCAUGGAAAGUAUUGGUUGAGAAAAGGUUAAAAUGCAACUAAAUCUUUGUGAAAAUCUGAUUAUAAAAAUAUCAUUUGCAGCGCAUAAACUCUCAUUACUUUAAUUAUUGCGAUUUCUCCCUUUUUUUUUAUCUCCUGGGAACAACGCAGAAACAUCUAAUCUGAUUGUUUCUUUACCUGGGUUAAACCAAAAGCAAUGAGCCUCAGCUUGUGAGCUUAUUGUGUUAGAACUUGUUAAAAAUCCCCACAAAAUCAUGUAAACCUGUGCUUUACUACAGUAUGUGUCUGUCGGUGCAGACUGGGCGUAUUCACAGGUUAUUUCUGAGUCACACUGAUCUGGUUUGCAGUUGUAUUAUUGGGGGAACAUGCAGUUUGUCCUGGUGUCAGCCAUUUAAAAUAUGAAUGUUAUUUUUCGAUUUAGCAGUCUGUAUCUCCUUGUCAUGCGCGCACUCUGUGAUGAAAUCUCUUCAAUGUGCAGAGGCUUAUUCCCAACACAAGGUGCUACUCAAAAGUCUUUUAACACUUACAUUUCUGUAUCAUGCAGAGCAGACAGGGGGUGUUUCUCAAUCGCGAGUAAAGCUGCUGCAGAGCCACUACUUCAAGCAUGCUACGUCAUCGAGUGCCGCCGAAGGACUGUUCCAAUGUCCAGCAUACUUGGAAUUCGACCGAGCCCGGCGUACUUCGUUUGGAGACAUUUCGAGGCUGCACAUGUGUAGACGCCGCGGUUUUAAAAUCCCCACAAUGCUUUGCGCACGGACCAAUUAACCCCAAAUUUGUGGUGGAAAUUGUAAGGCGGGGCCUCUCAUAUGACGCACACCUGCUCGCCUGUUCCACUCUUCGUUUUCUGAAUGCCAGGAAGUGUUCUUGCCUCGCUUCUGAAGCAAGACGCUCGGAAGACGUGCUACCAAGCAAGCGUCCUCGACAUUGAGAAACACCCCACUGUGUGCAGGACUGGCUUUGAAACAAAGGUUUACAUGUGUGUGUUUUCAUGUUAUUGUUGUACCCACUUUGUUUGUGAGGAGGCUCUGUUCACACUGCUGCAGAUUUAGUGCAAACAUGUUCUGGAUUUUUUGUCAUUUCAAAAAUAUUGUGUUGUCCUUUUCUUGGUUUGCAGAUAUUAAGACAAAUCACAGAGUAUACAUAUACUACCUACAUGAUGAGACACAAAUGUGCAGAUUUUGCAGAGUUUAUCUUCUGUCGUUGACCAAUUGUUAUUUGGCAGCAUGCUAAUCUCAUACAAAUAUCUUUAUUUCAUCAUCGUAAGCUUUUCUCAAUGCAUAGAAGACAUCAGCACAAACACAUAAAUAAAAGCAGCAAUAAGAUAUAGAUUACAUUAGUUAAAUAUCUAUUUUACAACCUGCUGAUUCUUUUUUCUGUACGUUCACACACCAAAUCUGAUGCAGGAACACAAGACGCUGCGAGUGUGUGUUUUGUGAACAAAGCUUCCUCUUCCUCCUGGUGUUUUUUUUUUGGUGUGUAAUCUGUGAAGGGGAACCUGAUGGAAGAGUCUGUGACGGUCAGAAAAGUCUCGGUGCUUCCUUUGGUGCUAAUGUUCAAAAAAGAUUCAGACAGACACAAAAGCACUGUUUUGCAAAGACCUCCUGGUUUUUUUUCGCACUGAUAUUGCUCGCGCUUCAGUCCUUGGGUUGUCUUUAUCUUGUGGUGCAGAGAUCGGUGUUCCUUUUCCCUUCAUCUCAUCGUAUUGUCUGGUUUGGUGCUCUCUUGCCUGGGCUCGCACAUAGACUGUGAAAAAUAAAAAGGAAAUGGUGAGAAAUGGUGAGAAAUCAGAUGUGCUAGCUGCAAUUUCCUCAAAGUGAAACUCACGCUUGUUAUACGCGACUCGGGUCAACGUUCAGAUUGAGACUUGCUUCGAAAACACUUUCCCAAGGUUAUCUCGAUCUUCUCUGCGGCUCAGUGUGUGUCUGAACGCUGCAGUGGAUCGAUGUUGGUGCCUUCUUUAUCGGCCCGGCAUAGAGACAUCAGUGACAGCAGAGUUAAGAGGCUUGGAGCAGAUACGAAAGGUCUCCGUGUGUCAGAGUCUCCGACGCUUUGACCUUUAACACCUGUCAGCCCGUUUGUUAUCUGGGAUCUGAGCGAGGUGGGCUGCGUGGAAAUGUUGAUUUCGAGCCGGUUUUCAAGCCGGUACACCUCCACAUCGAUGUGAAGGAGAGUAAACCAUUUAUUCUCCUUUCUCUCAGCAUUCAUUUGUUGGCAGCAGAAUCGUUCCUGGCUCUUCUCUGUUCACUCUGCUGUAAUAAGUGUCCACUCUACGAGGGUGAUUCUUUUGUUGCCGGCUCACACUGUCCCUUAUUUUUUAAAUCCUAGGUAGAGCUUUCAGUAAUCUCAGGGUUGGUGUGGAGGCAGAGGAUUGGACCAACACAAAUGGAUAUAUCGACACUCCAAAAUACUGUCACAGGUUGCUCGGCCUCUGAGAAGCUCACAUGCACUGAAUCCCGUCCUUAUAGCAAAUACAUGUUAAAUUAUGGAGUGUUUUACCACUUCAGGAUUGUGACGUUUCCUUCUUUGAGAUUGUUUACUGGCGCUAGGAUCGGCAAAGUCCUUUUUUUUUUUUAAAGGCAAAUCCCCUUGAUUUUAGUGUACGAGUGCUAGAUUGAGAUUGUUAGUUUCAGUAAUUCGGGAUAUUGGGUAAAGCCCCCGUGAGCCAUAGCAAAUGUCGUACAAAAAAAUCUGUCCAAUUUUCUUUUUUACUGUUAUUUAUUUAUGCUAAAAAAGUGGCUUCUGCAGUUUUUGAAAAGAGAUUUUUUUUUUGUGGAAUUUAUACCGGACUCAUAAAAUGGCUUAAAUUCGAGAAUUUUGAAUGUUGUUUUAUUCCAGGUGUGUCUCUGCAAUGCGCCGUCUCUGCAUAAUAAAUCCAUCGUUGGUCAUUUUGGGGUCAAGAUAAAUGAAACUUUGUGGUUAUUGUAUUUGCAGGAUGUGCAAUAUACGGUCCUCCGAUGGUUCCAGGUUUCAUUGGUUUUUUUUCUGCUUUUGUUCAUUUUCCAGUCAGUUCCUCAGGUCACUAAAUGCCUUCUGGUCCUGAGGGUGACCAGGAACUCUCAGAACAUACACUAAUGCACCCGAAAAACAAAACGACUGGAUUUUACUUUAGUCUCGUCUCUCUCGUUUCUCCUCCGCCCCGACUUCGUUUAUUUUCAGGUGAACUCGGGCACUUAUUCAGGUGUCCUUUUCCUUGCCUCCUUUUUGUAUUAUUGUUAUUUAUUGCACAUGUAAUGAACUGGUUUCCAUUGCCGGAUUUGAAUUCAAGGAGUUUUGGGUCUGAGAAUGGGGGCGGGAAUUUCUUACGUACAAAUCUACAGAAGCUUUUGUCAAAACCUGAGUGUGUAUUUCAUCAAUAAUGCCUUUAUAAAAGUG